Messenger RNA from Cordyceps fumosorosea ARSEF 2679, 1500 nucleotides. Its product is annotated as Mitochondrial carrier domain protein. The transcript is spliced from 2 exons. The record is from RefSeq and is a predicted model, not a curated record. Lineage: Eukaryota; Fungi; Ascomycota; Sordariomycetes; Hypocreales; Cordycipitaceae. Bases 1 to 1500 code for a protein of 499 amino acids.
AUGACGAGCCACGGUAAUGGGGUCAAUCCCCUGCGACCAUAUUACAUCCGGCCCUCGAUCGGCGAGCGCGCAGAGCCCGCCGCUCCCGGGCCCAAGGCCUUCUCCUCGGCCUCGGCGCGCAACGCGACCGCCUCGUCGGCCGUCGCCACGACGUCGUCCCGCUACGCGAGCCGCGCGCGCGACAUGUUUGGCGAUCUCGACUACAAGGGCUACAUGGACGACGACGUGCCGAGCAUGGCACGCAGCGUCAAGGAGCUGCUCGACGAUCUCGUGUGGAAGUACACGUCGGUGCUGAUGGCCCAGCCGUUUGAGGUGGCCAAGACGAUUCUCCAAGCUCGCAACCAGGAUGAGAAUGCGCUACUGUCGGAGUCAGUGGAAACAGAAGUAUUCGGCAUGUCUUUUUCGAGCCAGGGCCUAGGUAUCCCUGAGCACGAUUCCGACUCGGAGGGUGAUGAAUCUACCUUCUUUACAUACAACGGCCCCGAUACGCCCGCGAGCACAACAAGAGGCGGACUUACCGAGCGUCGCGCCUCGCCGCUCACCUCCCCAAAGCCCGUCAAACGCCGCCAACCCGUCGUCCCCGAGCACUACAUUCCGCUGCGCCGACCCGACUCCGUCACCGAAGUCAUUGGCCAUCUUUGGCAAAAAGAUGGCGCCUUUGGAGUCUGGAAAGCUUCCAACGCCACAUUUCUCUAUACUGUGCUGCACUCACUACUAGAAAACUGGUCCCGCAGCUUCCUGAGCGCCAUCUUCAAUGUACCAGACCUCGGCCUCAAGGAGGAUAUUGACCGCAUCAUUGACAUCGCGACACCGUACCCGUGGGCGUCGCUGUUUGUCGCCGCCACCGCGGCCGUCGUUACCGGGCUUGCCCUGGCACCCCUCGACCUUGUGAGGACGAGGCUCAUCAUGACACCCAGCAGCAAAGGCCCUCGCCGCACCCUGGCUACGCUGCGCGCUUUGCCGUCGUACUUUGUCGACUCGAUGCUCGCCAUCCCCACGAUCCUCAACUCGCUCAUCCACCCGCUUAUCACCCUCUCGACUCCUCUGCUUCUGCGCACCAAGUUCUUGCUUGACAACCAGGCCUCGCCCAUGACCUUUUCCGCCGCCAAGUUCCUCGCCUCGACAGUGGCCAUCCUCGUCAAGCUGCCGCUCGAGACGGUUCUCCGCCGCGGCCAGAUGGCCGUGCUAUCGAGCCCCGAGUACAUCCGCGCCCUCGCCGGCAAGGACCUCCGCAUGGAGACCAUCGUCCCCAUCGGCCCAUACCGCGGCGUCAUCGGCACCAUGUACCACAUCACCGCGACCGAGGGCUCCAGGACCAUGCAGCUGCAGGCCCCGGUCAAGAGCAACCGCAAGGCCUCCAAGUCUCGGCCCCAAACACCGCUCGUCAAAAAUGGUCAAGGCCUCGAUGGCUUGUGGCGCGGCUGGAAGGUGAACUGGUGGGGUCUUGUCGGGCUAUGGGCUGCCAACGUCAUUGGAAACGGAGGCGACGGAGAGUUUUGA